AACUAUUUCACUCUGGCGCAUUACCUGGUAUGGGACCGAGGCCAGAGAGGAGGCUGUGUGGAGAUUAUAGCGUUGCCAGCUCAGCUAAAAGUUCUUCAAAGAAUCGCAUUCUUCACUUUUGUUCCUGGGAGGAGCGAGCUGCGGUGUGCAGAGCUUUCAAGACAGCACUGACCUCGGCGCACUGACUCAAUUACUUCGGAGCAAGACAAAUGCCAGUUUAAACAAUCCGUGUGGCCCGAUCACUUCAACCAGCAGCCUCCGCUAAUGAGUGGGCGAUGAUAAAACCUUGCCACGAGGAAAACUGAAGCGUGGGGAAGCUUGGAUUACCGUAAGAGGAGAAUACUUGUUGAGUAGAUGAGCCUUCUAUAACACAAAAACUUCAUGAAUGGAUCCUCAAAGCCAACUGAGGUCUAUGAUAUAAAUAACAUCAACACAGUGGGUCGCCGAUUCGCAGUGGGGCCGUACACUUCCUGCUUGUAAAUUCCUCUACAGACAGUUAGCAUGGCAGGGGUGACUUGUCGGGGAUGAGUUGUCGGGGGAGGAGCAGGAGCGACCCUUAACGUACUUGUGCACCCCUCAGCGACAGUGAGGGGCUGGUUGGGGAAGUGGACGCGCGCGAGAUAAGGAUCGAGUGCAGGGGAGGUACACAGGGUUCCACAGACGCCGUGUGUCUCGCUCAUCGCUUGGUGCAGGACGUGUUUUCAUUCCCGCUCUACGACGUGUGGAUCAUGGCCGGUGAUGAUGGAGUUGUAUGUAAUGUGGUGGGAGUCGUGUGUUGUGCAGGAGGUGUCCGGUGCACGUCGUCGCGCAGCCUGGAGCAACUAGUUUUAUGAAAUACCAUAUUCUCAUGUGUCUGUGACAGUUGUGUCUGUGUCAGUUGUGUCUGAUUCGGUGAUUUCAGCGGUGGAUUCGUGAUCAAAGAAUUGUACGGAUUAUACUUUCAUCAGCAUGUAUCACCUGAGUCUGUCCGGUCACUUCGCCGUCAUAGCUGUCAUUGUGACCUUGACCUUAGGGGAAACAACCCCUCCACCCCCCACCUCUACAGUCCCAACUACAGAUAAGCUGGAGGAGGCUGUCAUCACCUCGUUACUGAAGAUAGUGGAUGAAAAGUUUGACACUUUGAGUUCCCGGAUUGCUCAGAUGGAGCGGGCGUUGAACGGGUUACAGUUUUUUAACAUUCGUCAGUUCCGCGGAGUCACCAACACACUACAGACGACAGCAGCGCUUACGCAGGCCAUGCAUUCUAAACUCGGGACAAAUGACCUUGAAACAAGAACACUUAAGUCUACAGUUACACGGAUUGGGCAUGACAUGAGUUCUCUUAAAGAAACAAACUCUAAAAUGUUUCAACAGCUGGAGCGUUCUAUUGUGUAUAUAAAUCGAAACAUUGAAAAGAAAACAAACGAAUUGAUGACAGCUCUUGAUGGCCUCGACUUCGGAGGGCGCGAGGAGCGUGGUCCUGAGGAGGAGGCCACUGAGCAGGCGUAUACAGGGAGGCAAGAAACUGUUUUAAACUGUACAGUGGAUAUAAAAGUACUAGAAGAACGUAUAGAUUUACGUUUCAACCAUUUGAGAAAUCAGUCCCAUUUUCAGUAUGAACAACUAAGGAACCAAUCGAGUGUGCAAUUUGAUAAGUUAAAGUACCUCUCACAAUCCCAUUAUGGUAGUUUGCGAACUCAAACAGAGAGCCAGAACAACAAACUGAAACAUCAGUCCGCCAGUCAGUUCGACAAACUGAAACUUCAGUCCGAGACCAACUAUCAAAGGCUGACAAAUCAAUCUCAGGGUUAUUUUAACAGUCUUAAAUACCAGUCCCAGAGUCAGUUCAAUCGUCUUUCCAAUAUCAGCCAAUCACGUACAGUUGAGAAGUCGGAGGAGACGUACUCUCGCUCUGAUGACGUCUUCAUUGACAACGAGAUGCUCUUCCACGCAAUCACAAAUAUGACGUCACAUAUCGUUCAGUCUGUGAGUUUCAUCAGACACACUGACAGUAUGCUGGAGCAGAUCAUUUCAAACACCGAGACGUUGGCGUACGAACAGGGGAAGCUUCGUAAAGACGUCGUCGACGUGGUCGUACAAUCACCACGUGACAACGAAAAACCCGACCCAGCAAACAACCUCCUCCCUACAGGUGAAGGUCAUACAAACGUAGAUCAAGGUCAUGGUCACCUGCGCACAGAAGUUGCGCCUUCAGGGGGGUGUUCACUUCCGGAAAGUGUGCUUAAGGAUAUUGCAAAGUUUUCUCAAAAUGGGUCGCAGUUGUUUGAAAUAUUAACUGAUCUUGCUCAGAUGAGUCAGGUGUCAUUAUCAUCCUCCCUUGUCGAACUUCAGGACGAGCUUCUCCGAAUGGAGGAGACUCGAACCAAACUAGAGAAGGAGACAAAACUGCCACCGUCCUACGGUUCGGGAGACAGUAACCUUGCCCUUCAGAAAAUACUCAAUACAUCCAAGGCAACGCUGAAGAUGACCGAAGCGAUGGCCUCGAACACUGGUUGGAUUCCUUACAUCUUCCACAAUGUCCAGUACGUUGAGGGUCAGCUCAAUAGGUCUAUGUCCGUAACAACACGAUUCCUGUCGGAACUCCGAAGUUUAACGAGUAAACUCAGCCGACCUGAUCCCAAUGCACAAACUCAGGCAGGGGUGGCCAACAAUGUCCCCCCUGAGCGGGAGGGGGACACGCGAAAUGGAAGUGCGAUGACCCAGGAGAAUGUGCUUGAGUUUAUAUACGACACCAGCGUUAAGCUGAAGAGGAUUAUGCCAGCGCUGACAAGACUUAUAGCUGAACCAGAGCCGCUCAUCACCCUGGUGGAUGGACGGAAUGUUAACGAAGGCCGGGUGGAGAUCUACCAUAAGGGCCAGUGGGGCACCAUCUGCAACACAAGCCUUGGUCACACUGACGCCUCCGCCAUUUGCCGCCAUCUUGGAUAUCUUGGUGGUAUUGCGGCCGGCAGGGGGCAGUUCGGUUCCGGUUCCGGUAUCAACUGGGAUUUUAACGUAACGUGUCUGCGCACCUUCCAGUGCCCGGUUAUAUCACUGGACAACGAGGCCAAGUCUUGCAGCCACCAUGGGGAUUUUGCGGUUAUUUGUGAUCACAUGCUGCGCCUGGUUGCUUUUGAAGAAAGCAACGACGUGAAUACUGGCCUGGUUGAGAUCUAUCACAGCUCAAGAUGGAUGCCAAUUUGUUCACACGGCUUUGGCCGAAACGAGGCUCAGGUAGCUUGUCAACAGAUGGGCUACACUGCUGGUUGGAUGAGAAACUCACGUGAUCGGUCACGUAACUCCAGAUCCUUGUGGAUGACCAAUGUCCAGUGUCGCGGCACGGAGACUAGACUGGACGCUUGUAGACACAACAACUUCGGCGCCCGCCAGUGCCCCGGCUUGAAAUCUGCCGCUGUCACGUGCGAGUGAGUUGAAACAGGAAGUCAUUGGAAGCUACGCAUGCGCUCAGCUAAGUCUAUCCACUGGUCGGAAAACAUCCUACAAUGCUACCUGGUAAUUCGGACCCUUUUAAAAUGGAAACUUUUACUUUUAGAGGUCAGAUUUUCAUGUCGGCACCGGACCGAAAUUGCACGCCGUAACAAUCGUGUUGUGUCCCGGAGAGUAUCAACACUCGGUUAUCCAGACGGGUGAUGGAUUAACGAGGUUCCUGUGUGUCGGUCACACUAUAAACGAGACAUCAACACAACAUUCUCACUCAGACUGCUGGGAAACGAAUGACGUUGGAUAUAUACACUGACUUGGUUAUCCACGGUCCUACCAACAUCCUUCUGUUGUGUGACGGAACAUUUCACAGACUGAAUGCGGCAGGACUUCUUCAGUUAUCAUUAGAGAAAUAUAUUUCUCAGACACUCUGUACGACUAAAAACACCUUCAUGUUUCUGUUUGUUUUGUUUUUUUCCGAAAUGACGUGAUGUUUAGACAUUUGGUUUGCCAAGCAUAAUAGUGGUUUAAAAAUAAAUUUAACGUUACUUUCCGGUUUUGGUCGGCAAUUUAGAGAUGCCUGCCCUUGGUUUAUUAUCUGGAAAGAUUACAGACGCGGGGGUUUGGAAAUGACCCGGAGGGACCAGAAACACAACACCUUUUUAGCCUGUCAUUGAAAUAAAUCGACCACUCAGCAUGCUUGAGUAAACAAACAGAUCCCCUUGAACGCUUCAAGCCUGUUUUUGUUCACAAUCGUCCUGGCCAUUCCACCCUUGAACCAUUAACUCGGAUGGCCGGUGGAGCUGUGUAUCCCGUGAAAGGAAACGUUGUGUGAGUGUGAACGUCUGACGUCGCCAGUGCCUUGUGUCAACAACUUACUGCAGUGGAUGUGUCGGUGACGCCACGCUGACCGACACCGUGUUCUUCCCCAUCUAGCAUUAAAAGAAAACAUCACCUGUA
Haliotis rufescens (red abalone) is the source of this 4380-nucleotide messenger RNA. RefSeq lists its product as uncharacterized. Lineage: Eukaryota; Metazoa; Mollusca; Gastropoda; Lepetellida; Haliotidae. Gene Ontology annotation, cellular component: membrane. Bases 949 to 3408 code for a protein of 819 amino acids. The transcript has 4 exons. The record is from RefSeq and is a predicted model, not a curated record.